GAAGCAGUGUUUACAUACAGUCAUCUGAAAUCACCAUGAAUAUACGUUUUAGUAAGGCUGAAAUUAAGACCAUAGUCAAGGCCAAUGGAGGAAAUGGCAAAAUGAUUGGAGCACUGCUAUCACCGGGAGGAAGUACUGCAGGAUUUCCUCCCAUUUGUGUGUGGUCUGUGCAGCGGCGUUUUCUGACUUGUUCCAACAGCCUCGACCACCGGAGCAGAGAGGCACACUCCUGUUCGGAGGAGCCGGAGAAAAAGGAGCCCCGGAUUACUGGAGGGAAUAAGAGUUAUCCGUGCUCGUUUCAAGACUGCAAGGGGAAGGAGCUGCUGCCAGUAAUCUGUCCGCAGUGUGCAAAGCAUUUCUGUUUGGCCCACCGUCACCAAGAUGAUCACGAGUGUGAGAAGUUGGAGGUCCAGAAGCCUCGAAUGGCAGCCACAAAAGAACUGGUGCAAAAGAUCGUAGAGUCAAAGGACAAAUCCAAAACUAAAGGACGAAGAGGGGCGAAGAACAGCGCCACCGCAGCUAAAGUAGCCUUAAUGAAACUGAAGCUGCAUGCUGCUGGAGACAAGGGGCUGCCCCAGACUGAGAGAACUUAUUUCCAGGUUUAUCUGCCGAAGGACUCCAAAGACUCAAGCCAGCCGAUGUUCUUCUGUUCCGAGUGGAGCGUGGGGAAGGUGGUGGAUUAUGCAGCCUCUCUGGCGAGCCUGAAGAACAGCAACAACGUCCUGACAGCGAAGAAGCUGCGGUUGUGCCACCCUCAGACGGGGGAGGCUCUCCGGAUGGAUGACACCCUGGUCUCUCUGCUCUCUCACCCAGAAACCCCCCUGUUUAACGGGGGAGAGGUGGUGCUGGAGUACCUGGACAACCAGAGUAGCGGCCUGGAUGUGUCUGACUAUAUCACCCAGCUUUAACUAAAUACCACCGCAAGGAAGAUUUCAAUAUGUUCUGUAAAUAAAAUGUCCGUCUAGAAAAGUU
Molecule: messenger RNA, 972 nt
Organism: Eleginops maclovinus (Patagonian blennie)
Lineage: Eukaryota; Metazoa; Chordata; Actinopteri; Perciformes; Eleginopidae
Gene: zfand1
Product: zinc finger, AN1-type domain 1
Exons: 8
Coding region: 36-908 (290 amino acids)
Biological process (GO): cytoplasmic stress granule disassembly
Cellular component (GO): cytoplasmic stress granule; cytoplasm
Molecular function (GO): zinc ion binding
Source: RefSeq, a predicted model, not a curated record